Phytophthora sojae is the source of this 1489-nucleotide messenger RNA. RefSeq lists its product as hypothetical. The transcript has a single exon. Lineage: Eukaryota; Oomycota; Peronosporomycetes; Peronosporales; Peronosporaceae. Gene Ontology annotation, molecular function: transferase activity, transferring phosphorus-containing groups. The record is from RefSeq and is a predicted model, not a curated record. Gene Ontology annotation, cellular component: Golgi apparatus. The coding region runs from base 29 to 1489 and encodes 486 amino acids.
GGCAGAGCUCUAGGCGCAGACCGUGACGAUGAAGACUCCCGCGGGCGUGCGCAUGCGCAUUGCGCUGAGCCACCAGCGCAACCUCCGCUACGUGCUGCUGGCGGCGUGCGGCGCGCUGCUGUUCGUCAUGUACCUGCUCAACAAGACGCCGGCGCCCUACACGUACGACAAGCUGUCGGACGAGGAGGACAAGCGCUUCAACUCGCAGGCCAUCAUGGACCAGUGGCCGGGCCAGUGCCAGAUCAAGAACUUCGAGCAGCUGCGCCGCAUGUCCAUCGUCUACACGUGGGUCAACGGCAGCCAGCCCUGCUACCGGCAGCUGCGCGAGAAGGCCGGCGGCAAGCACGCCGUGGGCGGCUCGCGCGACCGCGAGAUCGGCGAGCUCAUGUACUCGAUCCGCUCGCUGGAGAAGUACGUGCCGUGGCACACGGGCCAGAUCUACAUCGUGUCCCCGGGCCACAUCCCGCACUGGGUGGACAUGAACAACCCGCGCAUCAAGGUCAUCAACCAGGACGACCUGUUCCCGGACUACGCCAAGGAGUUCCUGCCCACGUUCAACACGCACGUGAUCGAGCAGUUCCUGUACCUGAUCCCCGGGCUCUCGGACAUCUACAUGCAGGUGAACGACGACUACCUGUUCACCAAGCCCAUCGCCCCCCACGAGUUCUUCACGUGCGACGGCGGCAUCCGGUUGCUGCACGAGUCCGGACUCAUCUCCCACACGCCCCCCACGCCCAAGAAGGGCAUCUGGAUCGCCUCCGUGCUCAACACGCAGCAGGAGAUGGAUCUGCGCUGGGGCAAGACGGACCGCCACUUCAUCAAGCACGCGCCCUUCGUGUACUCGCGCCGCGCGUUCGAGCGCGUCCACCAGAUCUUCGACCGCCCACUGUACAUGACGCUCAAGAGCAAGUUCCGCGGCAAGCCCGACAUGAACAUGCCGCUGCUGCACCACUACUACAUGGUGGCGCAGGGCAGCGAGGAGCUGGGAAUCCCGAUCUACUCCCCCCCUGAGGAAGAGAUGGCCGGCUACAAGCUCAUCCUCAUGCAGAACAACAACAUCGACAAGCUCAAGCAGACGUUCGGCCAGAUCCUGGACGGAUCCACUCCGUACAGCAUUGUGGCGCUGAACGACGAGUACACGGACAUGCGCGUGGCCGACACGGCGCUCGAGUUCCUCAACAAGUUCCUGCCCGAGCCCAGCAGCUUCGAGCGCAAGCCCGACUCGGAGCCGCACGCGCUUACUGCCCGCAAGCCGGACACUUGCGAGGUGGACCCGAUGAUCCUGUCGCCCUUACCGCGGCGGGUGGAGGCUGCACCCAAGUACCAGGUGAUCGCGUACCGCGAGCUGCGCUGGGUGGCGUUCACGAACUCGCUGCUGCGUGGCAUGGGCUUCGGUCUCGGCGCUAUGAUCAUGUACAUCUUCUACUUGCUCGUGCUGCGCCGCAGCAAGGCCCCUGUCGGCUCCAACGGCGCGUACGACAAGGUGUAA